AUGGAGGACAGAGGUAGGACCGGUUUCCGCGAAGGCGGCUGGGGUGCGGAGCAGGGACCUAUAGAUGACGUCAGGGGGUCUAACCCUAACGUGAUGGGGAACGGCGGAAGCUUUUCCGCCAGAGGGGGAAAUGGAGAGGAAGGGGGAGCAGAAGCGGGGGGGUCCGAUAAAGGCGCGGGAAGGGCGGCGGAAAGGGAGGAGGGGAAGGAUCGGGCUUGGGGGAAUGGCCUGGGGGAAGGCGCGGGGGAGGACGAGCGGAAGAGAAAAGGGGGAGCGGGGGAAGAGGACGACAGGGGUUUCGGAAGGGUUUGGGGGGAACCUGGGAGAUACGGGUGGGGCGGAGGGCGGAGGGAUGGCGGGUUUGGGGACGGGGGUUUUGAUGGCGGCGGGGGUUUUGGCGGAAGAGGAGCGGGGGAAGCUGGGGGUGGCGCACAUGGGGGGAGAGGCGGGAUGGGGCGCGGAGGCAUGGGAGGGGAGAUGGGGCCGAUGGGAAUGGGGGGGAUGGGCAUGGGGCAUAUGGGGGGACCGAUGGGGCCAGGUAUGGGGGGCAUGGGGGGAGGCAUGGGCGGAGGGGGGAUGGGCGGCGGGGGGAUGGGGGGAGGCAUGGGGAUGGGUAUGGGAAUGGGCAUGGGGCAUAUGGGCAUGGGGAUAGGGAAUAUGGGGGGAGCGGGCGGAAUGGGAAGCAUGGGGGGGAUGGGCGGGAUGGGGAACAUGGGAAUGGGCGGAAGCAUGGAUAUGAUGGCGGGGGGAGGCGGAAGAGGGAUGCCUAUGGGCGGAGGGGGAGGUCCGCCUAUGGGCGCAGGGCGCCCCCCUAUGGGCGGAGACGGCAUGCCCAUGGGCGGAGGGAUGGGCGGAGGCGGAAUGGGCGGAGGGGGGAUGGGCGGAGGCGGAAUGCCCAUGGGCGGAGGUCCAGGUAUGCAGAUGGGGGGAGGUCCGGGCGGAAUGGGGGGACGGGGCAUGCGCAUGGGUCCGCCUGGGGGAAUGCCCAUGGGCGGAGGGGGGCCGGGGCCGGGGGCAGGAGGCGGGGGAAGCGGGGGAGGCGGAGGCGGAGGCGGAGGGGGAGGCGGAGGCGGAGGGGGAGGCGGAGGCGGAGGGGGAGGCGGAGGCGGAGGAGGAGGGGGAGGGGAAAACCGCCAGAUGGGCGCGGGAGGGCCUGGAGGCCCGCACAUGGGCGGAGGGAUGGGCGGAGGCAUGAGUGGAGGCAUGGGCGGAGGCAUGGGCGGGGGAAUGGGCGGAAGGAUGGGCGGAGGCAUGGGAGGAAGGGGCGGCAUGGUAACGCCAGGGGGGCGCAUGGGGUAUGUGGCAACGCGGGGGAAGUCUAGGGGGGCGCAGAACGACUAUUCUCAACACUUUGUGGAUACGGGAUACAGGCCGCAGAACUUUAUACGCGAUAUGGACGUCUCUGAUAGGUUUGAGGAGUAUCCGAAGCUGAAGGAGCUUAUAACGAGGAAGGAUCGGAUUGUGGCGGAUGCGACCACGCCUCCUGUGUACCUUCAGAUGGAUUUGAAACAGGUCGAGUUGACUCCUGAAAUAUUCGGCACCAAAUUCGAUGUCAUUUUAAUCGAUCCCCCCUGGGAGGAGUAUGUGAGGCGGGCACCAGGCAUGGGGGAUGAGAUAGAAUGGUGGACGCCUCAAGAAAUAAUGGCGCUGAGAAUUGAGGCCAUAGCCGACACGCCUUCUUUCGUCUUCCUGUGGGUGGGGGAUGCAGAGGGGUUGGAGUAUGGGCGCAUGUGCCUCAAGAAGUGGGGCUUUCGCCGCUGUGAGGACAUCUGCUGGGUGAAGACCAACCGAGAGAAGCCUGAUAGCCCCUGGGGGCACACGUCUGAGACGCUGUUCCAACACUCCAAGGAGCACUGUCUGAUGGGCAUCAGAGGCACUGUCAGGAGGAGCACGGACGGCCACGUCAUUCACGCUAACAUUGACACUGAUGUGCUUAUAUCGGAGCAGCCGCCCUUUGGGAGCACGGAGAAGCCUGAGGAGCUCUACUCCCUCAUCGAGCACUUUGCUCUCGGGCGACGGCGCAUAGAAUUGUUUGGCGCUGACCACAAUAUCCGGGCAGGUUGGCUGACCGUGGGGAAAUCUCUCACCUCCUCAAACUUCAACCCACAGACCUACUGCAAGCUCUUUGCCGGACCAGACGGGAAGGUUUGGCAAGGCACGGGCCGAGGCAAUCCCCCGCCUGGAGCGCCGCACCUGCUGGUUACCACGCCUGAGAUUGAGGCUCUGCGACCCAAGGCCGUGGUGGAUGCGCCAUCUGUCCCGCUCCCAUUGGCCUUCGACCUGUGGUUGGACCGAGAGCUUAUCCCUUCCUGGAUGCCCUGGAUUGCUUCAGUAAAAGUGCGGGACGACAAGCCAGAGCUCUCCACGUGGACCCUCCGUUACACCGCCUUUGGGCAGAACCUCGAGUUCUCCUGGCUCGCCAAGAAUUUGCAGCCCAUCCACCAUCAGAAGAUCCACUGGCGAUCCCUGGAUGGACUCCCCAACAGAGGGGCCGUUCGUUUCUUCCCCAGUGGUCCUAACGGCUGCAAGCUGGAGAUGACAAUCUCUUAUGAGAUGACAAUCUCUUAUGAGGUGCCGGGCAUUCUCGUCCCCGUCGCAAAUGUAUGUUUCUUUGCCUUCACUUGUCCCCCCCCCUCUCACCGCCCUCUCUUCCUUGCCCUCCAACCCCCCCCUCCCUGCUGCUCAUCCUUGCAGAUGACAAUCUCUUAUGAGGUGCCCGGCAUUCUCGUCCCUGUCGCGAACAGCCUAUCACCAUUUGUGCAGAGCAUCAUUCAAACCGACCUUGAGUGCUUCGUGAGCCAAGCGCCAUUGGUGCAGAGCAUCAUUCAGGCCGACCUUGAGCAAUUCGUGGAGUUUGCACAGUCUGAUCCCUCAUUCCUCUUUCUUCCUCACUCCCCUUUCCUCGCCCCCAUCUCUCCCCUCAUCUCCUUACCCAUCAGAGCCUAG
Molecule: messenger RNA, 2946 nt
Organism: Closterium sp. NIES-65
Lineage: Eukaryota; Viridiplantae; Streptophyta; Zygnematophyceae; Desmidiales; Closteriaceae
Source: the annotation of a GenBank genome assembly